CUCUCUUCCAGGGUGAAUUUCCCGAGACGAGGCCAUCUCUAUUUAUGACGGAGUUCCCCCCAGCCUUCCAUUCCCCACGCCUCCAAGGACUGAGCCAAAGAAAGACUCCACCGUAGACGCCCAUCGAAGGAACAAGUCAGCGGUAGGGGAAGCUCAAAGGCUUGGCAGCUAUGAGUACCAUGAAGUUCUGCCGAGAAUGCAACAAUAUACUUUACCCAAAGGAAGACAGGGAGCAGAAGAUCCUCCUCUUUGCCUGCCGCAACUGUGACCAUCAGGAGGUUGCUGACAACAACUGUGUCUAUAGAAAUGAGGUACAUCACUCCAUUGGGGAGCGCACCCAAGUUCUGCAAGAUGUAGCAGCAGAUCCAACUCUUCCCCGUACUAAAUCUGUUCGAUGUGCUGUGUGCAACCAUCCAGAAGCUGUUUUCUUCCAGGCUACCAGCAGGGGAGAGGAAGGUAUGACGCUGUUCUUCGUCUGCUGCAACCCGAGCUGUGGCCAUAGAUGGAGAGAUUGAUGGAAGUCGGUUUUGCUCCCUUUCUAUGAGAAACGAGAAUGAUGGUAGUGAUGUUAGCUCUCCUCUUAGGAACUUGCUAAUAAAAUUCACAGGCAUGUUUAAGGUAUUGUUUUUUGAGUUAGCAGGAAAUGAUUUCAGUGCUGAGUGUUGAAUGUCUUUUUUUUUUCCUCUCUUUUUCAUGAAUAGCGGGGCUUGGAUGUUCUUUGAACAUCAUGAGCAAAUCUUGCUUGGUGUGUCUUGCCUUCUUUUGGUGAGUUUGGUGUACGUUGCUGAAUGCCAGUUUCUGAUGCCAUAAACGUACAGAUGAUAAGCGAAGGUAAUUUGAUAAAGAAUUUGGAGAUUUGUGCCCCUCA
Molecule: messenger RNA, 868 nt
Organism: Phoenix dactylifera (date palm)
Lineage: Eukaryota; Viridiplantae; Streptophyta; Magnoliopsida; Arecales; Arecaceae
Product: DNA-directed RNA polymerases II, IV and V subunit 9A
Biological process (GO): maintenance of transcriptional fidelity during transcription elongation by RNA polymerase II; DNA-templated transcription; transcription-coupled nucleotide-excision repair
Cellular component (GO): RNA polymerase II, core complex
Molecular function (GO): nucleic acid binding; zinc ion binding; DNA-directed RNA polymerase activity
Source: RefSeq, a predicted model, not a curated record